This is a messenger RNA of Styela clava, 1929 nucleotides long. RefSeq lists its product as uncharacterized. Lineage: Eukaryota; Metazoa; Chordata; Ascidiacea; Stolidobranchia; Styelidae. The record is from RefSeq and is a predicted model, not a curated record.
AGCGAUUCAAAUCUAAAUAUAAAUAAAUAACAAUCUUCCAGCAUGGAUGUUCCUGGAUCUGGAAACUACACGUCCACCGUUGCAGCUGAAGUUACGAUUGCGUCGGAGGGUCAUUGGAUAAUAAGUUUAAUCCUGAGUUUUGUCGUCAUACUGGCAAAUUUGUGGAUUGCGAUUGCUUUUAUUCAUCACGUGAUUACAAGUAAUGUUUUAAGGAAAAAGAAAUCAAGAAGAGAUGUGAAUGGUGGUCUUGUUAUGAUCUUGGCUAUCGCUUCAGUCACAGUUCCAUUCUUUCGUUAUGCCGGAACUUUGUUCCUACUUUUCGUGAGUUUGUACCCUGAAUAUAGGAAUGGAUGCGAACUUGCAAAUGAUUUGUGUGUAGCAGGAUUCGGACUAGCAGUGCUACCGACUUACGGUUUUUUAUGGGCACGUCAGAGAGCUUUCUAUGGACACCCAUCCCUAGGACACAUGUUUGGAACUUGUGUUGGAGUUUUCAGCAAAGUCAGUCUCGUUUUAAUAAUUCUAUCUGCUGUUGUUUCAUUAACGAUUGGAAUUUAUCCUGUUGAAUACGAGCCUCGUCCUGAAGGGGGGUGUGAACUGAUAGGAGGAUUAGAAGAAGACGAAUACCGAACCUAUGUUUACGCAAUUGUUAUGAUCUCAUCCCAACUAGUAUUGCUUGGAUUAUUCCUACAUCCAAUUCGCAUACAUGCUCAAAGCCAAAAAGGAAUCGAAUCUUCUGGAUAUUCAACUAAAAGCGAAAUGAGCGAAAGAUCUAGUGAAGGAUUCUCUGAUACAUCUGACCCGUCAGCAACAAUAACGAACAAAAACGGCUCAAUCACUACCACAGAGGAAAAGCUUCCACUCAGUACAAUAAGCAAUUAUGACGAUGUCGUACAGAACGGACACCCAAAACAAAAUCGUUCGGCGAGUUUGCCGUCGAAUAACAACAUCAAACUGCCAGCAGAAAAUCACACUCAGGGUUCCACAGAUUUGCUUGAAAUCCCCGAAAAUGAUAUAUCUGAUGUAAAACGAAGCCGUUCGGCCACUGUUAAAAUUGAAUUAAAAAACCCAAAUCUUGGAACGCCUAUUACGACGCGCAGAAAGCAAGCAAAGUCACCGAGUAUCGUCCCAAAUGCCGUUGCCAGAUUGAAAAACCGUGUCCGCCGUUCUACGGUGCGCACAAAGAAAGUUUAUCGCUUGAUCAGACGAAUCUUGUACUUGGCAUUGAUUUCAAUCUCCUCCGAUCUUACUGUUAUGAUCAUCAAUGCUUUUGUUGUACCUGAUGACAUUCCUCAGACGUACGCUUUUGUAAUGUAUGAUUGCAACAUUCUUAUUAAUGUCAUUACCGUCGUUUUGUCGUUUGAAAACUGGAGAAAAAUGAUGCUCUCGCCAUGUUCGAAAAAGGUAAAGAAAUAAAUGGACAAAAACUGCAAUGUACACUUCAGUUCAUAACGGAUGUGAGAUCAUUCGUAAAUGCGGUUGCAAAAUUGCAAUUCAUGGGGAACGAAUUUGCUGCGAAAUUAAAGUUGACCAUUGAUUUCUUUCUGCCUCAGCAGAAAUCAUUUUGCAUGCUAUAAAUAAUUUAUUUUGAAUAAUUUCAUUAUUUUUAAUUCAUGAUGCAGAAAUUGUAACUAAAAUCGGUAAUUUUCAGUAUAAAUUUAAAUAAACGCAGUAUUAUCAAAUUUACUUAGUUUGCCCAGGCUCGAUGCUUCGACAUUUAUUGGAAAAUAAAAAUCAACGAUUGUAACAUUUUGCUUCCCGCUGGGAAUCAUCACGCAAAUAAUUUUCGUGAUUAUGCGUUGUGGUCUAUAGUGUUUCUCAGGUUGUUAUAUUUUUUGUUUUGAAGCAAAAAACAACGCAACCCACUGCAUAUUUUAGUCUUACUUUUCUUAUCCGCAACACAAUUAAUUCUUCUGUAGAGCCAUAAAUAGG